ACAUACAUGCAUGCGUCAGCGCGCAUAACUAGGGGAAUCAGCUGAAUUAGAGACUCUAAGGUUCCGUUCAUUUUUAUUGUAACUAGGAUCUUUCAGGUCAGUAAAAAGAUCCGUUCAUAGUGAACGGAACGUUCCUGAACGACACAUCUCUACUGGAUAGUCGUUUGGUUAUAAUCAGUUACAAUUCGAUAGCAGCCGGCAUUAAUCGGACCGGCAUUGGCAUUUUUUCACUGUUAUUCAUCUCGUUUUGAAGUUGUUUUGUAAUCAUGAUUGUAUUUCGAAGCAUGACAGUGGAUAAAUACAAAAGUAAUUACAUGACAUUCCAAUUGUUGUACGCAUUUCAUCAAACUCCAUUCGGGAAAUGUCUCAUCGCCGUAACCGACAUAGACGAAGAUGUGGCGUAUUUGACGUUCUUUGAUGAUGAGGCGUCAGCUCUCGCAGAUCUAAAGGUGAAAUGGCCUUUGACUCGCAUAUCAGAGGAUACCGAAAACAAGACGGACGCUGUCGUUGCGAAAAUUUUUCAUCCUGACGAUCCUCAGCUUCGUACGGUUCAUGUAAUCAUGAAAGGCACAGAGUUUCAAAUUAAAGUUUGGAGGUCUCUGACGGAAAUUCCUAUAGGGACGGUCACUACGUACGAGAAAGUUGCACAGAUGGUGGAUUGCAAUCCCAAAGCCGCAAUAGCAGUGGGAAAUGCAAUUUCCAAAAAUUAUGUUGCCUAUAUUAUACCAUGCCAUCGUGUAAUAGCGAAGAACAUGCGCCUUCAAGGCACUAAGUAUGCCUGGGGAAGUGAACGGAAAGUAGCUAUUCUGGAAUAUGAAAAAAAGCAACUUUUGUUAUAAAUUAAUAUCUGUACAAGUAUAGAAUAUAUAUUUUUAAUAUAAUGAAGUACUUUACACAAACUUAA
Messenger RNA from Solenopsis invicta (red fire ant), 904 nucleotides. It is a transcript of the gene agt, whose product is annotated as bifunctional transcriptional activator/DNA repair enzyme Ada. NCBI's taxonomy places the organism in Eukaryota, Metazoa, Arthropoda, Insecta, Hymenoptera, Formicidae. Gene Ontology annotation, biological process: DNA repair. Gene Ontology annotation, molecular function: methylated-DNA-[protein]-cysteine S-methyltransferase activity. The transcript has a single exon. The coding region runs from base 267 to 839 and encodes 190 amino acids. The record is from RefSeq and is a predicted model, not a curated record.